UAUAUAUAUAUAUAUAUAGCUGUAAGCAUGCGAACGUUAAAGGGUGAAGGUUUCAUGUGAGAGAGGACGCUAAAGGCACGCCCCCAAUAUUGUUGUCCGGGUGGAAAUCGGGAGAAAUUCGUGAGAAUGGUUGCCCCGGGAGAUUUUCGGGAGGGGCACUGCAAUUCGGGACUCUCCCGGUAAAGUUGUGAGUGUUGGCAAGUAUGUGACAGUUUGUCGACAUCGACGACGUGGUGGCAUUAUUUUUGGACCAGGCUGUGGUCCCUUUCCCAUUGUUGUGGUAUAUGUUAAGUAUCUGCAAGCACACGUGCAGAUUACGUGUGCCUAAAUGUUUGAUAUACUUUUUUGUAUUAGCACUAGUUUGUUUUAAGUCCGAUGUACUUGUGACUUUUAUAUGCACCUGGCGGUAGAUCUGUCAAGAAUUGCUCUUGUUUAAAGUUGUGUACAUACAAUCAUAACUAGGACGUUGUCAAGAGACCACUGCAAUUAGUUGCAGUCAUGGAAAGUGAUGUUUUUUUGUUGUUAAUUUGUAUUAUUUUGUAGCAUUUUUAUGUCUGUGACCUUGCAGAGGCUAUUCUUUUACACUUAUUAUGUCUGUGUCUUUAUUUCUUAUUAUAUUUUGUAUUCAAUGUGACAAAUAAAAACGUUUUGCCAAGCCUCCCUGCUCCAUCAAACACUUAUUUAAAUCUAUUUUUUUCAAUCAGAGCACUUUCCCAAGCUUUUAUGUCCUCUGAUGCGACACACCUGUGGGCGUGGCUUGUGACGUCACCGUAACGGAAGUAGUUGACGGAUACGCCGCUCAUGUUUUAAUAAAGAAAACGUCACUUUUGCCGACACGCUAUUGAUGACGUAAUGACAAGAACACCACCACAACGCUAUUGUGUGAAUAGCACACAAAAUAAAAGCGCAAUUAAUUGGUCAUACUAACCUGAAAGUGCCUUACAAGUGUUCCGGCGUUACGUAAAGUAGUUCCAGUAGAACAACUCGCUGUCCAAUCCCAUUAUGUCUUUUUCGGGUAAUUUAUCGCAUCUUAAAAUGGAAAAUAAAUAAUUGUCUUUGUUAUCUGAAUUGUUAAGUGGAUUGGUAAGUAAACAAGCACGCUAAAUUGACCGAACGACCACUGCGUAUGUGCCGCGUCACCGUAGCAUAUUACUACGCCACUCGGCUGACUGAAUACCGGAAGAUACAAGCUACGUCAUCGUUUAGCCCGCUAAUUAUUGACAUUAUGUCAUUUCUAGCGAUAAUGAAUCGAUAUAAAAAGUCAGUAGUUGUCUUACAUUAGACAACCUUCUCCGAGAGCAAAUGGCUGCAAUGAAGAAGAAGAUCACGCCACCCAAGUAGAGCCACGUGACUCCUCCCUGCCCCAUCAGCCGGAAAAUGGGAGGGAAACUCUCAUUAUUAUCUCAAGAAGUGUCUUCAGUAAUCAUGCCAAUGUUUCGCAGCCCACAUACUGUUACGCCUGUGCGGGUGUCAAACCCUUCAGUGGAUCCCAGGUGUGUGUUUGGCAUUUCCCUGGAGACGUUGAGAAGAAACGGGCAGAUGGUACACGGAAUACCACUCGUGUUGCGAGACAUGGUCCAGUUCUUGGAGAAACAUGGAAUGGAGUAUCGGGGUCUUUUUCAGGUGUGUGGCUCCGUGGUGAGGAUCCAUCAGCUGAGGCAGCGGUUUGACCGUGGCGAGAUUGUCAACCUGGAGAUGGAACAAGUGCCCAAUGUGGCGUCGCUCCUGAAACUCUUCUUUCAAGAACUGCCUGAACCGAUCGUGCCAGAGUACCAACGCAGACUUCUGGUCCAGAGCUUCAGAGGCAACGCAGACGAGGCCGAGUUGAACAUGUCGCUGAAAAAGCACCUUUGUCGCAUCCCGGACGACAACCUCACCGUCUUGUCCUACUUCACCAACUUCCUGUCCAGAGUGGCCGCUUCCAGUCAGUUCAAUCGCAUGACGGUGGAUAACCUCGCCACCAUUUUUGGACCUUGUAUCUUUCACGUUCGAGCAGGACCAAAGAUGCUGGAGGAGCAGAGAGUGUGCAACACUGUGUUGGUCCAUCUCUUCAGGAAGCACAAGAUCCUCCCCCGGCCUCCUUUCAUCACCGGACCACCCUCUCCCUCGUCUUUGGCCCCCCUCUGAGGUGACCCUUUGUAUGUUUUGUAAAUACUCGGACAUGGGUAGCUGGAAGUUAUUGAAGACACUCGCAUUGAAAGCAAGUGGCAAGCGUCCUGAAUUGAGAGAGUGCAAGUUCCUGUGGCUCACAAGACUCAGGGAGUUAAGAUAAGCGUGAAGAAAUUCAUCAUG
This is a messenger RNA of Nerophis lumbriciformis (worm pipefish), 2292 nucleotides long. RefSeq names its product protein FAM13A-like. Lineage: Eukaryota; Metazoa; Chordata; Actinopteri; Syngnathiformes; Syngnathidae. Gene Ontology annotation, biological process: signal transduction. The record is from RefSeq and is a predicted model, not a curated record.